This is a messenger RNA of Sardina pilchardus (European sardine), 2913 nucleotides long. It is a transcript of the gene ciz1b, whose product is annotated as cdkn1a interacting zinc finger protein 1b. Gene Ontology annotation, cellular component: nucleus. The transcript has 14 exons. Gene Ontology annotation, molecular function: nucleic acid binding; zinc ion binding. NCBI's taxonomy places the organism in Eukaryota, Metazoa, Chordata, Actinopteri, Clupeiformes, Clupeidae. The record is from RefSeq and is a predicted model, not a curated record. The coding region runs from base 979 to 2913 and encodes 644 amino acids.
AACUACUCCCACCCCCAGACCAGCACCAACAACUACCCCCACCCUCAGACCAGCACCAACAACUACCCCCACCCUCAGACCAGCAGCACCAACAACCAGGGCAACGCUACACAGGGCAACGCUGGCACUGCCACCACACAGGGCAACGUUACAGAGGGCAACGCUACACAGGGCAACGCUGGCACUGCCACCACACAGGGCAACGCUGGCACUGCCACUCCAGAGGGCAACGCUACAGAGGGCAACGCUACACAGGGCAACGCUGGCACUGCCACCACACAGGGCAACGCUACAGAGGGCAACGCUGGCACUGCCACCACACAGGGCAACGCUGGCACUGCCACCACACAGGGCAACGCUGCACAGGGCAACGCUACAGAGGGCAACGCUGGCACUGCCACCACACAGGGCAACGCUACAGAGGGCAACGCUGGCACUGCCACCACACAGGGCAACGCUGCACAGGGCAACGCUACAGAGGGCAACGCUGGCACUGCCACCACACAGGGCAACGCUGCACAGGGCAACGCUACAGAGGGCAACGCUGGCGCCGCAGGACAGUCCGAGGCUGCAGAGCGGAGCGGCCAGACUGGGUCUCCACAGGAAGAGACGCCUCACACGAAGCCUGAUGGAAGUGAUGAGUCAGGUGAAAAUCUUCCUGUGGAACCUUCCCAUCAGAACACAGAGAGCAGAACCUGCUCUGAGAACCCCAGAGACUCACUGGAGAAUGAGGCCUUGAGUCCUCCAAACCUACAGGCAGAGAAGUGUGUAGAAGAGACCAGAGCAGCAGAGGUCCUGGGUGUCGGCUCCUCCCUGAAGGUUACCAUCCAGCAGACCAAUGAGAGUCGAGCAUUCAGCACCGGCCUGGAGGAAUCAGCCAAUCACAGCCAGGACAGCGAUCAAAACCCCGCCUCCUGUCCCUUCCUCUGCUACAUAUGCAACACAACAUGCUCCAAUCAGCAGGAGUUCCAGAGCCACAUGAACAGUCUGCAGCAUCAGCGUCGUCUGAUGGAGAUUCAGCACAUGAGCAGCACCUGCCUGGCCCAGCUACUGCCCAGCCUCACUGACCACAGAGAGAAGAGGCCUCCUCUGCAGCGCUGGUGUGUGUCCUGUCAGUGCCACUUCUCUGGCGACCUGCUCGAGCACCGGCGGUCCAAAGAACACAAGAUGUGCAAGCGCGGCUCCAGGCCCUUCUGCACCAUGUGCAAGAGGCACUUCAGGACGCCGCGCAAGUUUGUGGAGCACAUGAAGUCCCGCCAGCACAAGCAGCGGGUGGAGGAGCUGCAGGAGGAGCGUGAGCCGGAGCUGCUGGAGGAGCUGAUCACCGUGGAUGCCGUCGGCUGCUUCGAGGGGGAGGACGACUACGAGGAAGAGUCCAGCGAGGAGGACGAGGAGGGGGGGGCGGCCGCCAGACAGUCGGUUCACCGGUCAGUGGCGCUGGAGGACAUGAGAGACGAGGAGGAGUAUGACCCGGACACUCAGUAUGGUUCUAGUUUCGUGGUUCCGGUAGCUGGGUUCCUGUGCCGGCUCUGCCACAAGUUCUAUCACUUCGAGUCCACAGCUCUGCAGUCACACUGUCGCUCUCUCACACACUUUCAGAACCUGCAGAAGUACAGGAGGAGGAAACAGCGCCCCCCGCAGGAGAGCCACAAGGAGCGCGGAGGGAAGGAGGGCCCAGAGGAGCCCAGCGACCAGGAGGAGGAGGAGGAGGAGGAGGAGGAGGAGGAGGCCCCAGCGUUAGACUGCAGCAGGGCUUUGCCACUGGAGCCCCCACACAUACACACACACACUCAGAGACACACUCCACUGGAGCCCCCCCACACACACACUCCACUGGCAGCGCCCCCCAGAGGAAAAGGCUCUCGCCGCAAGCAGCCGGCCAAGAGGUCCAGAACCCAGAUGGACACAGAACCAGCAGCAGCUCCUGGACCAGAACCGCACGCUGGAGCAGAACCGCACGCUGGACCAGAACCGCACGCUGACGCUGACCGGGCCGGCUCGGUGGGUGGAGCAAAGCGGAGCUGCGUCCAGUUGCCUGGCAACGACCUGCCGCAGGACAGAGGUGGGGGGGGGAGGGCACACUUGUCCAGCGACCCCCCCGACCGGGCCAAGGCUCUAUGUGACCCCCCCGACCUGGCCAAGGAGCUGGAUCUGGACGGAGCUGGUGUGGGGGAGACGGGUGGAGCUGGUCUGGUGUGGGGGAGACGGGUGGAGCUGGUGUGGGGGGGACGGGUGGAGCUGGUGUGGGGGAGACGGGUGGAGCUGGUGUGGGGGAUCUGGGUGGAGCUGGUGUGGGGGAGACGGGUGGAGCUGGUGUGGGGGGGACGGGUGGAGCUGGUGUGGGGGGAGCUGGUGUGGGGGAGACGGGGGGAGCUGGUGUGGGGGGGACGGGUGGAGCUGGUGUGGGGGAGACGGGUGGAGCUGGUGUGGGGGGGACGGGUGGAGCUGGUGUGGGGGAGACGGGUGGAGCUGGUGUGGGGGAUCUGGGUGGAGCUGGUGUGGGGGAGACGGGUGGAGCUGGUGUGGGGGAUCUGGGUGGAGCUGGUGUGGGGGAGACGGGUGGAGCUGGUGUGGGGGGGACGGGUGGAGCUGGUGUGGGGGGAGCUGGUGUGGGGGAGACGGGGGGAGCUGGUGUGGGGGGGACGGGUGGAGCUGGUGUGGGGGAGACGGGUGGAGCUGGUGUGGGGGGGACGGGUGGAGCUGGUGUGGGGGAGACGGGUGGAGCUGGUGUGGGGGGGACGGGUGGAGCUGGUGUGGGGGAGACGGGUGGAGCUGGUGUGGGGGGGACGGGUGGAGCUGGUGUGGGGGAGACGGGUGGAGCUGGUGUGGGGGGGACGGGUGGAGCUGGUGUGGGGGAGACGGGCGUCCAGCGUCCUGCAUGCUCCUCCUCCAGGGUCCAGAGGCGAGUGGUGA